Messenger RNA from Plasmodium fragile, 5505 nucleotides. RefSeq lists its product as uncharacterized. Lineage: Eukaryota; Apicomplexa; Aconoidasida; Haemosporida; Plasmodiidae. Gene Ontology annotation, cellular component: motile cilium. Gene Ontology annotation, molecular function: protein binding. The transcript has 11 exons. Bases 1 to 5505 code for a protein of 1834 amino acids. The record is from RefSeq and is a predicted model, not a curated record.
AUGACGACCUGCGAUCUGUUCUCCAAAAAAAUCUCUGUCUUUUGUAAAUUCAGAAGAAACAUUUUCAACACCAUUAGCCGAAAUGACGAGACCCCAAAUUUGAACACUAUUCAUUUGAGCACGUGUGCUGAUGGGGAGGGCUACGCAGGGGAGGACCAAACGAACAAAUGUGACGAAGCACACCUAUGCAAUGAAGAACACAUCCCAUACAAUUUGAUACGAGAAAAACACCUCUAUGGAGUUAAUUUGAAUGUCGAUAUAUAUCUCCUCAAAAAUUAUAACAUUGUAUUUUUUCUGCACAACGUAAUUAACAUUUACAACCCUGUAAUAAAAUCGUUGAAAACCCUUUUUACGAAGAAUGAUUACGUCAUCACUUGCUCGUUUCUGCAUGGGGACUCCCUCAUAGUGGUCCUGUAUGGAUCCGCCCGCUGUUCAUGCAUACAAAUAUAUUGCACGGAAAGACAAAUCCUGAAAGAAGAAAUAAAAUUAAAUGAUCACGACUUUUACGAAAAAAUUUUUGUUCAGAAGGAAAAUAACUACUUGGUGUUGAUAACGAAUAAACGGGUUCUAAAGGUUCUGGAUUCAGAAAAAAAAACUUUUAUUUUAAACAUGUACCUGCAUCUGGAAUAUUGUAACAUUGCACAGUACUACGAUUUUUUUUUAAUUUUGAGGAAAAGGAAGCUGUAUUUGUGGAACUUGGAGCAGACUUACACGGGUCUUAAAAUGAAAGAGAAGAAUCUGGAGGUUGACCCAACGUUGCACGUGAACUGCUUUGGGUUUUGCGAGAGGAACAUUCUGAUCGGGGCGUCCGACGGAAGACUCAUCCUACUAAAGGACCUCGUGGAAAAAUGGACAAUCAAAAAUGAAAAAGGAGAUGUUCACUUCCACAAGAACAUUUGCUACGUACAUUACUACGAUGGGUACAUCACUACCAAGGACGGGGACUCGCUCAAAUUAUGGGCCUGCCAAUUCAACCCAGCGAAACUUCCCACAGAGAAAGAACUGAUCAUGAAACUGGAAAAAGACAUGUGUGUUCAAAUCAACAUAAGCAAAAUAAUUCCUCAUGAAAAGUUUUUCCUCCUAAUUGACAAAAAAAACUGUGCCAUAUAUUCUUCAAAAAAAAAUAACUACAAUGAUCUAAGCACAUUUUUUUACACACAUAAUAGCAAAAUAAAAAAUAUUUUCUCGUGGAAAAAUCAUAUCUUCAGCUUUAGCUACAAUGGGAAAAUUUUUAAUUACCAACUGGAUGAAAAAAAAGUAGAACGAAAUUAUUGUCUUCAUAAAUUUAGAGACUUCAUUACCUGUGUAAAAUACCUGUACAGCGAAAAUGAUUUUUUCUUUUUCUGCAUUGGCUUUAAUAAUGGGGUUAUAUACAUAGUUAAAAUGAAACACCUCUUUGUUGACGUUGUGACAUGUGUAAAGACGAGCAACAAUUCAAUUAUUCACAUUGAGGAAAGUGAAAAUUGCCAAUACAUAUGUGUCAUUGCGCAGGAGGAAGAGUACGUUUUUUUUUUGUGCAAAGAGGAGAAUGUGUUUAAGCCACUGGGAUAUUUGAAGAUUUGUGAAGCGGAGUUGAGGGGCUCUUUCUAUUUGCCCUCCACUCGCUCGUUUUACGUCUUGGGGGCGCACAACCUGCUCUUCCGGCAAUGUGCGCAGUCGCCGCUAGCCUCGCCGCUAGCCUCGCCUCUAACCCCGCCCACCGCGGACAACCCGUACGACCUGCAUGUCGAGUAUGAAAUCCUCGAGGUGCAGUUCAACUCCACGGAGGAGGAGGCCCGCCUGUACAACCCCAGCGGGAGGAGAAGCGGAGGCAGCAGUGCCGUGCUGGACAGAACAAGCAGCCACACGACCGAAUGCAGCGACAGCGAGCGAGAAGAGUCCCCACUCAACAGCUCGGCCAGCGACAUAUCGGAAGGGGAGUACGACAAAAUGAACUUCUACAGAAAUAAAAUGAGCCUCACUAGAAACUCAGAGGAAGAGACGGAGGAAAAACAAAACUCCAUGCAAAUGUGCAUGUUUAAUAAGAAGAGGAAGAAUUUACAAAAAUAUGUGGAGACGCUAUUUAGUGAAUCCGUGAUGAACAAAUUGGAAAAAAGACGAAAAAAAUAUCCCACGUGUUUGAGCAUAAAUUUGGAGAGAGACAAAAGGAAGGAAGAAGAAAAAGAAAACGCAGAGGAAGAAAAAAAAAAUAAAAAAAAUAAAUUAAACACAGGGAAAAGUCUCGAAAUGAAUAUUUCUUGUAUAGCCAAAAUGAAUGAUAAUGGGUUUGUGUUAACAACUGAGGGGAUAAAAAAUAAUUGCAUUUUUUUCUUACACCUUAAUGGAAGAAGCAGUGGAAGAUACAGAAUGGACAGCGGUCGAAGAAAGACCAUUUUGCGCCCAACUGUGGUGUACAAAAUUAGCCGCAAAAUUUUCCCUGAAAGGGUAUCCAUAGUUAGCAUGACAGUGAAUGAAGCAAACCACCUUCUCUUCUGCUUAACAAAUCACAAUACCAUUUUUAUCUUUUCCACAAAAUAUUUUUUUUUAUAUUAUCAAGUGAACAUUCCUUUGUAUGAAAAGGUCCGGAACAUUUAUGUAAAUGAAGGGGAAAAUAAAAGACAAUACAUUUUUGUUAGUCUUGGAAAUAAUUAUAUAAAAUUGGACAUUCAUUUUUUCUUCGUGCACCUGUUUAAUGUGUUAAAGAGAUAUCAUGUGAGUGCGCAUCGGUGGGUACAACGCUUCGGAAGAGAUACACAAAUGGAAAAGUCCGCUUGUUCAGAAAUGCCACACGUAAACAUGGACUCGUUAUACCAAUUUUUAAUUGAAGAAAUUCAUGACUACAUUGUUGAACAAUUUGUGAAAAAAAAAAAAAAAAAAAAAAAUAUUAUUCCUUUCACGUUGGAAAAUAUACACUCUGAUGUAGCGUUCCUCAUGCAGCUUUGCAAAAAUGAGCAACGACCGGAGGGGGAAUUAUCCGGGCGCAACAAUGACACCAUCACAACGGGGGAGCAGACAAUAACAGACAAUCGUGAAGAUGGUAGGGGACACGCUGAACGUAAUGAUAUCAUGGACAUUUGGAACUUCAUUCAAAAUAACACUAAAGCGGAGGAAGAGGAAAAGGACAAAAUGGAACAGCAGAAAAAAAAAAUAAAUCUUAUUUUAAAUUAUGAUCAACGUAACAUGAUUAAUAUAUUUAACACAAAUGACGUGGUCCAAGAUGAAGACAUUCUCUACAGUUUACGAGAAAUGAAAGAAGCAAAGGAAAAUGAAGAAAAUGUAAAGAGGGCACUUUUACAUAAAAAAAAUAUGAACAUGAAAAUUAACAAAUUAAAAAAAAAAUAUAUGAAAUUUUUUAAAAAAAAAAAAUUUCUCAUCGAUGUAGACAUGUCCAAAAGGAUAUACAAAAAUCUCAAACACAAAAUAAAAGAAUAUGAACAAGUCUUUGUGUACAACCAAAGACAAUAUGAUGAAAGAAUUCGGUAUCUUAUGCGGACGUAUGAGCGAUUGAAAUUUUCAACACACUCUCUAACUUCUCACCCACUGGAUGGGGACAAAACGCCACUAACCAUCACGUGCAUAAAAAUGUACUUGAAAAAUCAGCGCCUGAACGAAUUUUUUAACGAUACCAGACAGAAAAAUCAAAAGCUUAAGGUUGUUAACAAUGAAGAAAAAAUUGAAGAAAUAUGUCACAAGAAAAAAAUUAUUAAAAUGUACGAGCAUGUACUUGCUCAGGUGGACCAGAUGGAGAAGUCUACUUCGCCCCCGAGGCCCCCCAGGCGGAUAUGUAGCAUAACCGAGAUAAUUCGGGAGUACGAAGACGACAAGAGGAAGCUGCUUCACCAAAUUAACUUCAUCAAGGAGAUGUUCAACGAGGACUUCCGUGCGGUCAUGUCGCAGAUGGAGGAGCGAAUGGCGCAGAUGCACGAUGAAGUACUUUUUUUGAGGGAGGCCCUGCAGAAGGAGGAGGAGCCAUGCGGUAGAGCGGCGAAAGGUGAAGGAGUUGAUCCCCAGGAGGAAGGCGCUUGUCCCGCCUCUGCUCAGAUGGAAGCCUCCUCCCACGAGAUGUGUACCUCUUCCCAUUCCAAGCAAGUGAGCACGCCGGACGGGUCAGAGAAGGGACCAAGUUCCGUGCUGGACCACCUUGGGAAGUUUAUUUUCAAGAAGAAGAAAGGAACAACCGUGAAGAAAAUAAAAAGUAUCAAUUUUGACCGGACCUGCUUUGAAGCGAAAAACAAACAUUACAACAAAGAGAAGAUAGAAAGACGCUUGGAAAAAAUGAGAACAAAAUUUGCACAAGAAUUAAAGCUGCUGCAUAUGAAAAAGAUAGAAGCCAUUCGUAUAAUAAAAUUUAUUUCCCUCAAAAUUGUGGCUAUCGACGAAAAAAAUAGCAUAUUAAUGGAGCUGCGAAAGAGGGAGGUCAAGUUAAGGAAGCAAAGAAAAAUAUUUACAAAAGAAUUGAGCAUCCUGGAUAAUCAGAUGAAUACAUAUAUUCAGGACAUGCAAAUGUUGGUCUACGACAUGGAUUGUCACAAUGAACAAAAGGAUAAGAACCUCCAAAGGCUGAAAGAACUGAUGGGGGAAGACAGCCUUUGCUACAGGACGCUGAUAAAGGGGCUGCGUAAAAAUCAGGACGAGGCAUCGGACGAAAGUGACGGAGGAUACUCCAAGGGGGGGGCGCCACAAGACGCAGAAGAGGAAGAACAUGAUGAUGAUGAAACUGCAGCAAAGGAAUGUGCUGAACUCAGCCAAACACAGGAGAAUGAUCAGGUGGACCAUGUGGAGUGUCUGAAAAAAAAUGGAUUAAACAAAACAGAUCAAAUAGAUAAAAUAAAAAAAGAAAAUAUUUCCAUUUUGAACGGAAUAAGUAACAUAAAAAAAAAUAUAGAAUAUAAAAAAAAUGAACAAAGAAAAUUAUUGACCAAAAAAAAAAACAUCGAGAAGGAAAUCCACAUGUUAAAUGAAGAAAUGAAAAUUAUUGAAGAAGACAAAAAGAAAAAUAUUUCUCAAGUCAAAUUUUACAUUCUUGUAAAAAUUUCCAAACUAAGAAAUAUAGAUUAUGUGUAUGACAAAAAAAAGUACCGUUUAAAUUUGACCAGCAAUUGUGCCAUCAUCAGCAGAGACCAGUACAGAGACAUCAUGCAAAAAAUGGAAAAACUCAUGUGCAGGAAGGAAGAACUGAACAAAGUUUACACAACGUUAAAAAGGGAAAAUGCAGAAUUGGAACAUGUUAAUAAUAAGCUAUAUAAAAAUAUGAACGAUAAGAAAAAUGCCCUAAAAAAUAAAUUGAAAAAACAUGAUUUAAUUUUCGACUUUAAUGAUUUGGAAAAAAAAUAUCAAGAAAAAAAAAAAAAAGGAAUUAUACAGGAAAUUAAAAACACGGAAAUGGAAAAUAACAGAUAUAUGAAUUUGCUUCAUAAGGAACUCGGUCGAAAGAAUGCUCAACUGAAUGACGUCCGUAAAGAAAACACUCUCCUGCUGGAGAAAAUUAAUCAGUACAUUCAGGUGCUCAAGGGGAGGGCACCAUAG